AUGGCCGCUGUUCAGGGUGCUAUCUCCAAGCGCAGGAAGUUCGUCGCCGACGGUGUCUUCUAUGCCGAACUGAACGAGUUCUUCCAGCGUGAGCUGGCUGAGGAGGGUUACUCCGGUGUUGAGGUUCGCGUGACUCCCACCGUCACUGAUAUCAUCAUCCGUGCUACCCACACCCAGGAGGUCCUCGGUGAGCAGGGUCGCCGCAUCCGCGAGCUCACCAGCUUGAUCCAGAAGCGUUUCAAGUUCCCCGAGAACUCCGUCUCCCUGUACGCCGCUAAGGUCCAGAACCGUGGUCUUUCCGCCGUCGCCCAGUGCGAGUCCCUCCGUUACAAGCUCCUCAACGGUCUCGCCGUCCGUCGUGCCUGCUAUGGUGUUCUCCGUUUCAUCAUGGAGAGCGGUGCUAAGGGUUGUGAGGUUGUUGUGUCCGGAAAGCUUCGUGCUGCCCGUGCCAAGUCCAUGAAGUUCACUGAUGGUUUCAUGAUCCACUCCGGUCAGCCCGCCAAGGAGUUCAUCGACUCCGCUACCCGUCACGUUCUCCUCCGCCAGGGUGUCCUUGGUAUCAAGAAGACCCUCCCCGACUCGGUUACCAUCAUCGAGCCCAAGGAGGAGCAGCCCGUUCUCCAGCCCAUCAGCCAGGACUACGGGGCCAAGGCCCUCGCCGCUCAGCAGCUCGCCGAGCAGCAGCGUCUGGCCGAGCAGCAGGCUGCCGAAGCCGAGGGUGGUGCCGAGGGUUACGCUCAGGAGUAA
Messenger RNA from Penicillium chermesinum, 747 nucleotides. RefSeq names its product 40S ribosomal protein uS3. The record is from RefSeq and is a predicted model, not a curated record. Gene Ontology annotation, biological process: translation. Gene Ontology annotation, cellular component: cytosolic small ribosomal subunit; nucleus. NCBI's taxonomy places the organism in Eukaryota, Fungi, Ascomycota, Eurotiomycetes, Eurotiales, Aspergillaceae. Gene Ontology annotation, molecular function: structural constituent of ribosome; RNA binding. The transcript has 5 exons. Bases 1 to 747 code for a protein of 248 amino acids.